CAUUUUUGCCCUCUUUCUUUUAUUUCUUCUUUUCUAGGGUUUCACCAAAAUCUCCUUCAACUCAAAUCUCCACCACCAAAUCACCCACGCCAUCGCCAUCGCCAUCGCCAUCGCCAUCGCCACCAUAUGGCCGAAGUCAUUAACAUGCCUGUCGAUUCUCUUGACCGCCGUGGCCGCGAACGCGACCGCAAAGAGAAAUCCUCAGCCGACGAUCCACAAUCGUCCUCUCCACCGCCACCUCAUCCACACCAAAAUAAUUCUAGACGACGCGACAGAGAUUCUAGAGAUAGAGACUUUGAUAGGCCGCCUCCGCCUCCACAGAAUCGACGUGAUUUUUACGAAAGGAAUCAUAAUCACCAUCGCUCUCCUCCUCUGCCACCGAGAGAGAGGGAGAGAGAGUAUAAGAGAAGGAACAGUUUAAGUCCUCCUCCGAUACCAUAUAGAGAUAGGAGACAUUCGCCUCCGGCUAGAAGAUCACCGCCUUAUAAGAGGUCGAGGAGAGAUGAUGGAGGGUAUGAUGGGAGGAGAGGGAGCCCUAGAGGUGGUUUUGGACCUGGUGAUAGAAGGUUUGGUUAUGAUUAUGGCGGUGGAUAUGAACGCGAGAUGGGGGGUAGGCCUGGGUAUCCCGAUGACCGGCCUCGUGGCCGGUACAUGGGUCGUGCUGGUGGAUAUCAAAGUGGUCCCUCUGAAUGGGAUUCUGGACGUGGCAAUUACAUUGAUGCCUCAAACACAAUGAGCACUCAAAGAGAAGGCUUGAUGUCAUACAAGCAAUUCAUUCAGGAGCUUGAAGACGAUGUUCUUCCAGCAGAAGCUGAGCGCAGAUAUCAAGAAUACAAGUCAGAGUAUAUUUCAACCCAAAAAAGAGUGUUUUUUGAGGCUCAUAAGGAUGAGGAAUGGUUGAAAGACAAAUAUCAUCCAACAAAUUUAGUUGCUGUCAUAGAAAGGAGGAAUGAACUUGCGCGGAAGGCUGCAAAGGAUUUUCUGCUAGACUUGCAGAGUGGAACCUUAGACUUAGGUCCUGGUAUCAAUGUACUAUCUUCAAAUAAAUCAGGACAAACAAGCGACCCAAAUUCUGAUGACGAAGUGGACACUAGUGGCAAAAGAAGACGUCAUGGCCGUGCACCAGCUAAGGAAAAUGAUAUUCUUUCAGCUGCUCCUAAGGCUCACCCAGUCAGCUCAGAGCCUAGAAGAAUUCAAAUUGAUGUUGAACAAGCUCAGGCCCUUGUUCGCAAACUUGACUCGGAAAAAGGAAUUGAAGAAAAUAUUUUAGGUGGAUCUGACAAUGAGAAAAUGAAUAGAGAGAAACCCCAUGGCAGCUCUAGUGGACCUGUUAUCAUCAUACGAGGCUUAACCUCUGUCAAGGGUCUGGAGGGCAUUGAACUAUUGGAUACACUUAUUACUUAUCUUUGGCGUGUACAUGGUUUGGAUUAUUAUGGAAUGGUUGAAACCAUUGAAGCUAAGGGUGUCAGGCAUGUGAGAGCAGAGGGUAAAAGUUCUGAUGUGAAUAAUAGCGGGAUGGAGUGGGAAAAGAAACUGGACUCACGUUGGCAAGAAAGGUUGAGGAGUCAAGAUCCUUUGGAAGUAAUGACUGCUAAGGAAAAGAUAGAGGCUACUGCUGUUGAAUCUUUGGAUCCCUAUGUCCGGAAGAUUAGGGAUGAAAAAUAUGGAUGGAAGUAUGGUUGUGGAGCUAAGGGUUGCACAAAGCUCUUUCAUGCAGCUGAGUUUGUGCACAAGCAUCUCAAACUGAAACACCCUGAGCUUGUAAUGGAGCUGACCUCAAAAUUGCGGGAGGAUCUGUAUUUCCAGAAUUACAUGAAUGAUCCAGAUGCGCCUGGUGGCACACCUGUUAUGCAGCAGCCUUUACCGAAAGACAAGCCACAAAGACGCAAGUUAGGUCCAGAAAAUAGAUUAAAGGAUGAAAGAGGCAACCGUAGAGAGCAUGACAGUAGGGCAAAUGGCAGUGAAAGAUUUGACAGGUCUGAAAACCCCCAGACAGGUGACUUUCAGUCCAACAAUGAUGGACCUGAUGGAGGGAAUCACGAUGACGGAAUGUAUGACAAUUUUGGCGGACAAGGCAUUCAUGUACCUUCUUUCCCCUCAGAUAUACCUCCUCCUCCAGUAUUGAUGCCUGUACCUGGUGCUGGGCCACUAGGGCCAUUUGUUCCUGCUCCACCUGAAGUUGCAAUGCGGAUGUUCAGAGAGCAGGGUGGUCCUCCUCCAUUUGAAAGUGGUGGCAGAAAUGGAAGGCCUGGGCCCCAGUUAAGUGGGCCAGCGCCCAUUCUUCUAUCGCCAGCAUUUCGGCAGGAUCCUCGUCGAAUACGCAGUUAUCAAGACCUAGACGCACCAGAUGAUGAAGUCACUGUGAUAGAUUACAGAAGCUUGUAGGUGUCACAGUUGGAAGAACAGUAAGAUCUGUGUUUCUUUUUCGUAGAGGGAAGACUAAACUAGUCCAAGGUCAACUAUUAUUAUUUGGAGGUAAUCCAACUGUAGAAGCAAUCACCACGUACCUGAAUUCAUUUGGGUCUGAACUGCUUGUUGGGUGCUCACCAGCGGCUCUUAGUGUCGAUGUACCACUGCCUGCUGUGAUUGUAAUGCAGAAUUUCAGUGAUGCAAAGUGGUCCUUAUUAUUUUUCCCCUUUUUUAGUUCCCCUCACUUAGCCUGAUAUAAAAGCCUUUGAUGUAUUUAGGGGUUGGAAUCUACAAUGUUUAGACAAAAUUGUGCCUGUAAAAUGGACUUAUGUGGAACACAGAUUUGAGAUGGCUGUUCA
Messenger RNA from Ricinus communis (castor bean), 2768 nucleotides. Its product is annotated as serrate RNA effector molecule. NCBI's taxonomy places the organism in Eukaryota, Viridiplantae, Streptophyta, Magnoliopsida, Malpighiales, Euphorbiaceae. The transcript has 12 exons. Gene Ontology annotation, biological process: mRNA processing; primary miRNA processing. The record is from RefSeq and is a predicted model, not a curated record. The coding region runs from base 127 to 2385 and encodes 752 amino acids. Gene Ontology annotation, cellular component: nuclear body.